AUGUACGGUACAGUGUAAUGCGAUUCGGACGGAAUCAGAAUAAAUACAGACCACUCGUGAUCACAUUUUCAGACCGACCAUUUUGUACGCAUUAUUCCGAUCGGUUUCUGGUCGGCCGACCGUCGAAAAGUUCCUGCUUUCACUUUCCUGUCUGUCUGCGGUCUCGGAGUUGAUAAGAAGGGUUUUGUUCGCCACCAAACAGUACAAUUCACUUUUCCCAUCCAAUAACUUUUCGUACUUUUAUUGUUGAAUUCAGGUUUCCCGUGAUGUCGGAGAUUUCUGAAGUUGUCCCGAAAAUCAUUGCAAAAGUAUUCUCAGAUGUUCCUGAACCUUUUAAGGAGGUUUGUUUUGAGAAUUUGAAAAGUUAUCAUUGUCAUUAAUUAAACCCUAUUCAGUUCAAUAUCAACAUCAAACUUCUGGAAAACUCCAGAAGUUUCUGGUCGGAAUGUUAUCAAGUGCUAGUGUCUGCCAACUCGGAAAAAUAUAAGGAGAAUGUCGUUUCGCCGCUUUUUGUUAAGGUUUGACAGAAAAUAACAUUUAAAAUAGACUGAACUGACUCAUAGAUCCCCCGAAUCUCUGCGAUCAACGCUGCCCUGGAUGCCGAGAACGCGGAGGAAAACAAUGAAAUUCUGCGGACUCUGACUGCGGUAACAGUCCCUUAUCGUUCCUUUUCAUUCCCUUUUUUUCCUUUCCAGCAAGAAGUGCAGUUCUACAAAGACUUUGCCCGUUUCGAAUUCGCUUCCUUCCCGCUUCCCCGCUUCUUCUACGGAGAAUCGCUCGAGAACGAAGAGAUGGCCGGCCUCGUGUGCCAGGAUUUCUCCGGAAUCGCCGGCUCCAUCGACUUCAUCCCAGGAUUCAGUGAGUCCCAAGUUCUGCAAUUGCUCGAUGCUCUCGCUGGAUUCCACUCAAAAACUGUCAAAAUCUCGGCCGAAGUGCCCUGGGAGCACUACAGUAAUGCAUUGUAUAGUCAAGAAUACAUUCGCAUGCUGGUGAGUGGAAUCGUGCGGAAUUAUGCCAACAGGUUCACAUUUCAGUACAACGACUCCCUUCAGUUCGAAGAAAUGUGUCCGAAUGAAUUGUCCGGAAGAAUUCAGGACGUGAAGCACAUUUUCGACGAGGACGGAGUUCGGAACUCAAAUGAGCUCAAUGAGCAAUUGGGCCUUCCGUUUGUGCUCUGUCACAAUGAUUUGAACGCCUCGAAUGUAUUGUGGAACAAGGAAACUGGACGAGUAAUUGAAAAAAUUAAAUGUACUUUUUGAAAUUAACAGCGUCAUUACAGAUCCAAGCCAUGAUCGACUUUCAGCACGUCGCGAAGGGCGCCGUUUCGUUCGAUAUCAUUCGAAUUCUCUGUUUGGGAUUGUCCGUCAAAAACAGACGAGAUAAUACUGUUAGGUCGGUGAACUACAGUACCCCUGAUGCUACCGUACCUUUUCUUCUUCAGAUUCCUCCAACACUAUUACGACAGCUUCAAAGCGCACAACUCCGACACCGUCCCCUUCUCUUUCAACCAGCUUCUCCUCUCCUAUUCGGCUCACUUCAACUUUGUGAAUGCGACGACGGUGUUCAGUUUGACGUAUUACUACAAAAUGUACACGGACACGAGUCUCGAUUUGAAAGAUGACGUGGCAACGAAGACGAAGAAAGCGGAAGAGAUUCUGAGCAGAGCGAUCGGAAUUCUGGAUGACGUGCGAUCGAUGGAGCGAGGAAUUUGA
Molecule: messenger RNA, 1712 nt
Organism: Caenorhabditis sp. 36 PRJEB53466
Lineage: Eukaryota; Metazoa; Nematoda; Chromadorea; Rhabditida; Rhabditidae
Source: the annotation of a GenBank genome assembly